UCGAGAUGUUCGGGAAAUUAUAGCUGAAGUUCGGAGAUCUGUGCCUACCACACCGGGACAACAAGGUAUGCUUGCAUGGGGCUGCUGAUAGGAUUAUUAAUCAACGCCUAAAUGACUCAGUUUAUGGUUUGUUUUCUGACUAUUCCGUCUUAAAAAGUUCUUAAGUCCUUUUUUAAAUUUCAACUUAAAACAUAGAUACCCUGGUGUGUAAACAUCAUCAAUCUGUUAUAUUUCUCAGGCUACCAGGCACCUCUCAUUUGGACCGGAGGUCGUGGUCCCCCACAGUUCAAAAUAUCACAGGAGCAACUGUGUUUUUUGAGGACCUGUGGUUUCACUGGGAAACAGAUGGCACAGAUUCUGGGUGUCUCUGUUCGUACACUGAGCCGUCGUUUAAGGCAGUUCAACCUGAGGCGCGCUGGGACAUUUUCCACCUGCUCAGAUGCUGCCUUGGAUGACCUCAUCAGGGAGACAGUGGCUGGGAAUGACCGCAUCGUUCCAGAGUCUGUGAGGGCGCAGCUGCGUGCGCAGCAAAUUAAUGUUCAAAGGAGCAGAGUGCGUUCAAGCAUGCUGAGGGUGAACCCUGCAGCAGCUGCAGCAAGAACAAUGUCCCAGACACUGCAAAGAAGGGCAUAUAGAGUUGCUGGCCCAAACUCCUUGUGGCACAUCGAUGGCAACCACAAGUUGAUAAGGUGGAGGAUUGUUAUCCAUGGGGCCAUCGAUGGAUACAGCCGGUUGGUUGUGUUCCUCCGAGCCUCCGAUAACAACCGGAGCAGCACGGUGAUGGAGAGCUUCCUGAGUGCUGUGGCGAAGUAUGGCGUGCCUUCGAGGGUCAGGACUGACCACGGAGGUGAGAACAACUCGGUCUGCCUCAUGAUGAACUUGUUCAGAGGGUCAAAGAGAGGUAGUGCUCUCCGGGGGAGAAGCACCCACAACCAGCGCAUCGAACGGCUCUGGGGGGAUUUGUGGCGAGGAAUGUCCAACGUAUACUAUGAACUCUUCAACUUCCUGGAGAGCGAAGGUAUCGUGGACAUCGACAAUGAGAUGCACAUGGCGGCACUGCACUACGUGUACCUCCCGCCAUAG
Molecule: messenger RNA, 1083 nt
Organism: Gadus macrocephalus (Pacific cod)
Lineage: Eukaryota; Metazoa; Chordata; Actinopteri; Gadiformes; Gadidae
Exons: 3
Coding region: 346-1083 (245 amino acids)
Biological process (GO): DNA integration
Molecular function (GO): nucleic acid binding
Source: RefSeq, a predicted model, not a curated record